UGCCCUACAUUCCAUAUGGACGCUGGUUUUAAUUUGACAACCCAGAUCUUUGUAAGCUGACACUGUUCGGGUGUCAUGGAUCACACAACCCGGACAUCAGUGGCAAUCUGGAAAUACCCCAAAGUCCCAGAAAGCACAGGAUGAUGGAGCUCACGGGGCUUGUUUUCCUGCUGGAGUCCCCCCUUCAGUGCUUGGACUGUUCCACUUCACAUCUAAAAAAACCUGACAGUUGGGGAAGAGUUCUUCUCCAUGUCAGGGACGACUGUGGCCUCAGCUGAGUACUGAAGCUCCUGCCUCACUUCAGUUUGUUUUUAGCAGAGGAGCAAAUGGAUCAGAAAGAGAUGAGUGAUCCUCUGAACAAUGUGUCACUGAUUAAAGAUAAUCUGACCAGAUCAAACAUGGAAUCCUCUGGUGACUCGGAAAAAGUGAUUCAGCACUUGAAUGAUGAACUGCGACAGGCUCAGGAGAUGGCCAACACGGAGAAACAUAAAUGCAUGGAGCUGCAAGGUGUCCUGGAAGGAGAGAGAAAAGAAAACAAAAAACAGGCAGAUGAAUCAGCAAAGCAGAUAAAAAACCUUCAAGGCCAGCUGCAGCAGCUCAAAGAGGAGAUGGGCGUUCUCAGAGAGCAGAUGGACGUCUCCUCCAGUUCAGCCAGUGAGCUGCAAAUCGCCCGAGAUGAAGUGAAGUCCCUGAAGCGAGCCCUGGAGGCGGCCGGCGCUGAGCGCGACCGUGACAUCGCUGCUAUCCAGUCUAACCUGGCUGCUGCCUCAAACGACCUGGACAAGUGGCGCCAGACUGCUAGCAAAUACGAGCGCGAGAUUGACGACCUUCAGCGGGAUCUGCAGCAACAGAGCAAGCAGUGGCAGAAAACUGCAGAAAUUCAAGCCAAUGAGUUGCAGUCUAUCCAGAUGGAGUGUAACGGUCUUCAGAAGGAGUGCUCGGUACUGCGCUCUGAGAAGCAGGACAUGGUGAAUAACCACCAGAAGGAGAAGAUCAGCCUGCAGAGUGAAUGCUCCUCUCUCCGGGCUGAGAAGGAGGAACUUCUCAAGAGUCACCAGAAAGAGAAGGCCAACCUGCAGAGCGAAUGUGCAGCCCUGCGCGCGGAGAAAGAGGAAGCGCUGCAGAAACAGCAGCAGCUGCAGAGGGACCUUGUUAGCUGUCGUGACCAGAACGCUGAGCUGAACGACAGCCUCAGAGCCAUUGAGCAGUCUCAGCAGGAGCUACUGAAGAAGCUGGAGGGCCUGCAGCUCCAGCACCAGCAGGAGAACGGCGAGCUGCAAACGCAGCUGGAGGAGGCAGACAGCCGCUGCAAAGCUCUGCAGAGAGAGUACGAAGAUGCUCAGACUGAAUUAUCUGACCUGAAAGAAAAGUUUGAGAACAGCCAGCAGGAAAAGCGUUCUCUCCUAGAUCAGCUCGAGGAAUGCAAAACCAGCCUGAGUGACAUACAGGAGAAAGGAUCAAAGACCUCCCUAUUGCUGCCUGUUCAAGCCAUAGUCAUCGGCCUUAUCCUGGCUUUGCUGUAUUGGUGUUUCGGCGCAUUGUGGUAGCAAAGAAGCCGUGGAUGAUCUGGGGCCCCGUGGUUGCUGUGGCUCUGACAGCUGUGACUGCUGCUGUGAUCUUCAAAACCUAAGGGCAAUGCUUUCAAACAUGCACACGCGCAUUCUGGAAACCCAUGUUUGUCACGAGAUGUUGAAACUUGCCCCCUUAUCGUAUCUGCACUAAUAACAGGGAGGGUUCCUAUUUAAUUGCAUAAUUCUUAAGACGCUCUAUCUUAAAUGGCGGGAUGCUAACAAACGAAUGUUGGUCUUUUUUGAGUGAAUCAGUAAGUUUGUGUGUCUGUUACUGGAGGGAAGUUAAGUUGUCAUUUAUCGAUUUGACUCAUAGGAUCAUCCAUUAAUGAAUGUAAAACUGCUUCCCAAACGAAUAUCUCCAAAAUCUUAACGCUUUAUGUGUUUAUUGUCAUAGAAUAAUCACCACCACUGGAGGAUGAUGGGUAACAGUUCACUGACUGAUGUUUGUGUCGGACACGGCUUUGUCGAUAGAUGUCUUGCUGAUGUGAAGAUGAAUGAAGGCAAAGUUAAAAAGAGAAACAUUUGAUUUCAAUUUUUUUUUCCACUGGAGCAUCAUUAAACAGAACUGAAAAAACUUCC
This is a messenger RNA of Oryzias melastigma (Indian medaka), 2150 nucleotides long. It is a transcript of the gene slmapb, whose product is annotated as sarcolemma associated protein b. The coding region runs from base 327 to 1547 and encodes 406 amino acids. The record is from RefSeq and is a predicted model, not a curated record. Lineage: Eukaryota; Metazoa; Chordata; Actinopteri; Beloniformes; Adrianichthyidae. The transcript has 11 exons.